This is a messenger RNA of Acaromyces ingoldii, 735 nucleotides long. RefSeq lists its product as hypothetical. The record is from RefSeq and is a predicted model, not a curated record. Bases 58 to 621 code for a protein of 187 amino acids. Lineage: Eukaryota; Fungi; Basidiomycota; Exobasidiomycetes; Exobasidiales; Cryptobasidiaceae. The transcript is spliced from 5 exons.
CAUCAUUGAACCUUGCGCACCUUCAUCACCCCAGCAAAGACCGAAGAGCGCUCCAACAUGCAAGACCCCGUUCGCGAGAUUUCUUCCGUCGUCAAGGGGCUCGUUCAGGCCCGCAACGCGACGGAGCAGCGCGACACACUCGAACGUCAUUUCGCGCCCGACGCCAGCUUUGACCAUCCUCUCUGCACCGUUGUCAGCGGUCCCAACUCUCGCGACGCGGGUCUGCUGCCCAUCUACCAGUGGUUGAGAUGCAUGUUCACGCCUCAGAUCGAGGUUCACAACGUUGGCUUCGACAAAGAAGCCAAUAAACUCUUCCUUGACGCCUCGCAAAAGCUCACGCCAAACAUCUUUCCCCUAUCCCGAGUGUAUGCGCCCGUGGUACGGCUCAUCGUCGUCCUCUUCCUUCAGCGUGGCGCCGAUGGCAAGUUCUACAUCAAGCGUCAGGAAGACUACUAUGAACCCCAAACCCUCCCCGGCAAGCUUGUUCCGGGCGGCGAGCUUAUCGUGACGAGCAUCAAACGAAUUGCAGCGUUCAACUGCAUGCUUCUCACCAUCUUCUUUGGUCUUAUUCUGGGCUUCUGGCGCCCUGUGGGCAGGGGAGUCGCCCCAAUCAAGAACUAGAAGAUCGACCGCCCUCGCAGGAGCCUGUCCUUCUUUAUCUCUCGGAUGGAGUCAUGGAGAAAAAUGUCAUUAUAACUCUACAAGUGAGGAUGUGGUGGCUGAGGAAAAACUGGU